Arvicola amphibius (Eurasian water vole) is the source of this 2640-nucleotide messenger RNA. RefSeq names its product cytochrome P450 7B1. Gene Ontology annotation, biological process: bile acid biosynthetic process; cholesterol homeostasis. The record is from RefSeq and is a predicted model, not a curated record. Lineage: Eukaryota; Metazoa; Chordata; Mammalia; Rodentia; Cricetidae. Gene Ontology annotation, molecular function: iron ion binding; oxidoreductase activity, acting on paired donors, with incorporation or reduction of molecular oxygen; steroid hydroxylase activity. Bases 297 to 1820 code for a protein of 507 amino acids. The transcript is spliced from 7 exons.
GCCAGCUAGUGCCCUUUAAAGUGGGCUUUCAACUUUAGUCAUGUGAGAUGCAGUUCCCUCCACUGUGAAGAACACAGCAUUCAGGGUUACAUCUAGAAGCCUGAGUCACCAUGGCUUCUGCUAACUUGCUUUGGAGUUUCUCAAGUUCCAGAAUCACAGAAGAUACUUUUCUAUUUAAACUUCAGGGACCGUGGUGACAUUCUGCUCGGCGCCGCGGGCAGGCCAGAGCCUCGGGUGAGAAAGAGAGGGCACCGUGCAGAAGCCAUCGCCCCCUGCAGAGCCGCCAGCGCGUCUGGAUGGAAGGAGCUGCGACCCCAGACACAGGCUCGAUGGAGGCUUUCGCCCUCCCGGGCCUGCUCUUCACCAUCACCCUGCUGCUCCUGGCCCUGUGCCUCCUCACCCAGCGCACCAGGCGACCUGGUGAACCUCCCCUGAUAAAAGGUUGGCUUCCUUAUCUCGGCAUUACUCUGAAGCUCCAAAAGAACCCGUUAGCUUUCAUAAAGACUCUCCAAAGGAAAUACGGCGACACAUUCACCGUUCUGCUUUCAGGGAAGUAUAUAACGUUUGUUCUGAACCCUUUCCAAUACCAUCUCAUAAUGAAAAAUCCCAAACAAUUCAGCUUUAAGGAGUUCAGCAGACAAUUAUCAUCGAAAGCCUUCUCCAUCAAGAAGCUGAAAACAGACAAUGACCUUAAUGAAGACAUUCACAGAGCCUACCUGUUUCUUCAAGGCAAAGCUUUGGACAGUCUCCUAGAAAGCCUGAUCCAGGAACUAAAAGAAAUCCUUGAGCCCCAACUACUAAAAACCACAGACUGGAAUACAUCAAGACUCUUUCCGUUCAUUAGCUCACUGGUAUUUGAGACCACAUUUUCGACUAUAUAUGGAAAACUUCUUGCUGGUAACAGGAAGAAAAUUAUCAGCGAGUUAAGAGAUGACUUUUUAAAAUUCGAUGACAUGUUUCCAUACUUAGUAUCUGAUAUACCCGUUCACCUUCUAAGACAUGUGAAAUCUAUGCAGGAGAAACUUAUAAGAUGCCUCACGUCAGAAAAACUAGAUCAGAUGCAUGGAUGCUCAGAAGUUGUUCAGGAAAGGAAAGAGAUUCUGGAAAAACACUAUGAGCGUGAAGACUUAGAAAUAGGAGCACAUCAUCUUGGCUUUCUCUGGGCCUCGAUGGCAAACACCAUUCCAGCUGUGUUCUGGGCAGUGUAUUAUCUUCUUGGGCACCCAGAAGCUGUGGAAGCGCUGCGUGACGAAAUUGACAGCUUCGUGCAGUCAACAGGUCAAAAGAAAGGGCCUGGACUUUCCAUCCACUUCACCAGAGAACAAUUGGACAGCUUGGUCUGCCUGGAAAGCACGGUCCUCGAGGUUCUGCGGCUGUGCUCACACUCCACCAUCGUCCGAAAAGUUGAAGAGGAUAUGAAUUUCAACUUAGAGACUAGCAACUACUGCCUACGAAAGGGAGACUUUGUGGCUGUCUUUCCUCCCAUCCUGCACAUGGACCCAGAAGUCUUUGAGGCUCCAGAGGAAUUUAGAUUUGAUCGAUUCCUAGAAGACGGCAAGAAGAAAACAACGUUUCUCAAGGAAGGGAAAAAGCUGAAGUAUUACGUUCUGCCAUUUGGAUUUGGAGCCAGCAAAUGUCCAGGCCGAUAUUUUGCAAUUAUUGAAUUAAAGCUACUAUUGGCUAUACUUUUAACUUAUUUUGAUUUAGAAAUAAUUGACAAGGAGCCUGUAGGACUAAACUACAGUCGUUUGUUGUUCGGUAUUCAGCAUCCCAAUUCUGAUGUCUCAUUCAGGUACAAGGCAAAAUCUUGGAAAAGCUGAAAGGACGGCAGAGAAACUUACCAGAGUGAAGCUACGUGCGCUGAGCUCUGUGGUUUGUUGUACUCCUGCAAAUGCAACAGCUAUGCUUCUUUGUUUGAAAAUGGCAAAUUUAUAUUUGAUCUAAGAUUGAUUCAGUUUGUUCUUAGUCACAAAACCUAUCAUAAGAUAAAGCAGGGCGGUGGCCUAAAAAAUGUCAGGGCAGUCAUUUCAGGGUAAGUUUAAAGUAACAAUUUCCACUUUGUACUUACUGUGCUUUUUAUCAUUCGUCGUGAAUGUGUUUUUCCAGUAAUAAAUUUGGCCUCUGGGUGAUUUUUCUUAAGUUACCGAAAUCCUCUACUAGGAUUUUAUGUGCUGUUGGAAAAGUGUGUCUUUGGACAGCCGAACAACUUCCAAAUUCUCAGAAGAGAAAGAAAUUAAUUCCCAGGAGUUACACUGUAUGAAAUGUCCCCUUCAAGUGGAGUAUCAAUAAUGUCUAUAUUACCAGCGUACCUUUGCAUUAAAUGAGUGUUAGAAUAGAUUAAAUGUUCCAACUUCCCUUCAAUAUUUAACUGCCCAUAAAUGAUUUUUAUAACUUGUGUAUUCUACAUUUCAAUAGAACAAAAUUUCUUGUUAUACAAAAGCCUUUCAUGUUCAAGUUAGAUACUGCUAAAAUUUAACAUAUAAGAAAACACAAAACGUAGUACAUAUUCAGCAAUUGCUCUAGACAUUAGUAUUAGGUUUAUUUUAGAGGGAAAUGUUGAAGUCAUUAUAGCAUUGAUGGUAGUAUUGCUCUUUAGAAUAAACUGUGUUAUUCUAAUUAUAAUAAACUCUUUAAUAAAUG